Ostertagia ostertagi is the source of this 411-nucleotide messenger RNA. Lineage: Eukaryota; Metazoa; Nematoda; Chromadorea; Rhabditida; Trichostrongylidae. The record is from the annotation of a GenBank genome assembly.
AUGGCUGGAACGCCUCAACAGUCAAAAGAUUUGGCAACGACUGUUACCAUUGCCACUCCGACAACAGGCACAGCAGUCGAACCCUUUCUCUCACAAAGUCUACCUACGCACCUCACACAUAUUGUUAGGAAAACUGAAGAUGAGAAGAAGCUCGAUGAUCAUCGUGGGAGCGAAACGUCGGCACAGUCCUUGCCUACCGCGGCGAGCAAUCGCGUUAACACAAGACCACCGCUGAACCGCGGACAAAGCCAGAUUCAAAUGGCGUUGAAUGGCUCAGCAAACUUUGUCGGUUGGAAUGACUCUGAAGAUGACUUGCGACGUAACUGGGGAUCGAAACGGUUACGGUUUCUGGCAAAAAAGUACAGCCUCAAUCAACACCGAGCUCUUAACGAAGGUGGUUUUUUCAUUCCU